This is a messenger RNA of Aethina tumida (small hive beetle), 896 nucleotides long. Its product is annotated as RNA-binding protein pno1. NCBI's taxonomy places the organism in Eukaryota, Metazoa, Arthropoda, Insecta, Coleoptera, Nitidulidae. Gene Ontology annotation, cellular component: nucleolus. Gene Ontology annotation, molecular function: RNA binding. The transcript is spliced from 2 exons. The coding region runs from base 105 to 827 and encodes 240 amino acids. The record is from RefSeq and is a predicted model, not a curated record.
UCUUUUAGGAUUUGACAUUUUCAGAGGCACGUGUGUUUGAAAAUAAACACACGAAGAUAAUUAUUAGUAGUUAGUCUUUAAAUUAGAAACAGUGAAAUUUAGCCAUGGCGGACAUUAACAUAGACGCGGAUAACUUUGAACCUCAGAAACCCAGUAAAAGGAGAAUAAAUUCGACCGGAUCUGAUGCCAUGGAUGUAGAAGUUUACAAUGGCAUUGAAGGUGCAAGCAAAAAUAGACCACCGAAGACGAAACGCGUCAAACAAAAUUCUCUAUCUGAGACAAAGGACGACUUUAGGAAAAUUCCAGUACCUGCACAUAGAUAUACACCAUUAAAAGAAAACUGGCUGAAAAUUUUCACACCUAUAGUAGAACAUUUGCAGCUGCAGAUUCGAUUCAACCUCAAGACCAGGAAUGUCGAAAUUAAAACUUGUGCAGAAACUAAAGACAUAGGUAAUUUACAAAAAGCUGCAGACUUUGUGAAGGCAUUUGUCUUUGGCUUUGAAGUAGAAGAUGCACUGGCCCUCCUUCGUUUGGAUGAUCUGUUUGUGGAAACAUUUGAAAUUAAAGAUGUUAAAACGUUAAAAGGUGACCAUCAAUCUAGAGCUAUUGGCAGAUUAGCAGGGAAGGGUGGAAGAACAAAAUUUACUAUUGAAAAUGUCACAAAAACCAGGAUAGUACUUGCAGAUAGCAAAAUUCAUAUUCUAGGCAGUUUCCAAAAUAUUCAAAUGGCCAGAAGAGCAAUUUGUAAUUUAAUUUUAGGAUCACCACCAUCUAAAGUUUAUGGUCAACUGAGGAAUGUUGCUUCAAGAGUGUCUGAGAGAAUGUGAAUUUGUUAUCUAAAUUAAGUACUAAAUUGAUUGUAUAAAUGAAAUAAAUACACUAUUGUUAUUUAUUAA